Molecule: messenger RNA, 581 nt
Organism: Dendronephthya gigantea
Lineage: Eukaryota; Metazoa; Cnidaria; Anthozoa; Malacalcyonacea; Nephtheidae
Product: proteasome maturation protein-like
Exons: 6
Coding region: 14-451 (145 amino acids)
Biological process (GO): proteasome assembly
Cellular component (GO): cytoplasm; nucleus
Source: RefSeq, a predicted model, not a curated record
UUCUAAGGACAAAAUGGCCGCGGAUUACAGUCUCAUUGAAAAGGAGCUUCCUUCUUUAAUUCCAAAACAAAAGGAUCGUGGUGCAGUGAAAGUACAAGAAGGACCCUAUGGACCUGUACCAGAUACUUUAAGACAGGGGUUUUCUAGUGUAAAGAAUGAUAUAUCGUACUCGCAUCCUUUAGAGUCUUCUGUGAAAAAUUAUUUUCAAGUGCAAGACAAAAGGAAUAUGACAAUGUUACGUAGUAUCCAAGGCCUCCAUGCACCACUUAAGCUCCAGCUGGAACGAUCAUUGGCUUCACAGAAGAAACGACUUCCAUCUCUCCCAAGCUCAAUGGUUGCUUUAGAAACACUUCUUGGAUUUGACACAACCAUUGAUUUUGAUGAUUUUCUUAAUGACCCAAGUGAUUCAGAAAUUGAAAGAGUUACACAUUCUGUGAUGGAGGACAAAUAAGUGAAUUGUGCAACUGCCAACUGUAUGCUAUCUAUUUGCUGCAUUAUAGCCAAUGUUCUUUCUCUCUUUAACAAUAACUAUUGAAAACUUUCUUUUCGUUUUUGUGUAUAAUGAAAUUUUGUUCCCUCGA